AGACGGAAUAAAGAACGACCACUCUUCAAUGUUUGUUCUCGUCGUGGCUGACCAAAACAGCAUAUAUUAUAGGUUUUAUAAUGCAGCAGUUUGAUAAUCCAUAUACUUAGAAUUACUAAUUAAUAUGAUCCAUUGGAUCUCGCUGAUAUAUAAAUUGUUAUGGAUGUUAUUUAUGGAGUCUACUUCGACAUUAAUAACAUUUGGGGAAGGGAGCUGUGACGGGCCCUUUACGCUGACCCCACUAGAAAACUUGACUAUAACUCAUGUAACAUCCACAACUGCCAGCGGCUUUUGUCAGGACCUAAUUUUUAGUGGUUGGGACAGCAUCAAUAGCCAACAGAGAGAAGUUUGUGUAAAGUUAAUAAAGAAUCAACUACAAUGUUCCCAGAGACUCGAAUACAGGGUCCGCGAUUACGAUGCAAGUCCCUCCAAGUUGUACGACUGCGAUGACUCACCUGGGCAGACUCCAGUGUACUGCACUUUCGAUAGAUUGUACGUUAGGAUGAAUUCUGACGGGCUGGAGAGGAAGACCACCCGAGUGACGUACACGGUCUACAGCGGCCGGGAGCAGAACACAGAUUUUUCGUUCGACUACAAUAGUACCUCUUCCUCCUCAUACGUCGCCAUAAUCAUUGGAGUCCUGGGAUUGUUGGUGGCCAUUGUUGUUCCUGUGUGUUGUAUCCGACUAAAGAAAGCGCGUGAUAUGGAGAACCAGAACCGAGUAGUGACGUAUAGACGGAAUCAGCAGCCCAAAGUCGUCCACCAUUACCAUCAAGUUGAUAAGCAUAGAAAUCAGGAUGCCUUACCGGGCAGUGAACCAGUUUCAGGACAAAACAACCCUCCACAUGGUUAUACCCCACCAGCACGGUCGUUCAACCAGUUCGCCGGGUACCCUCCGUCCGGUGCGCCGACUGAGUACCAGUUGUCUCCCAGACCACACCUCAUAUCUCCCCAUACCUCUCUCAGUGAACAACAGCAAUCUACCGUCACCUUCUUAUGAAGAGGUGCUGAAACAGACAUUAUUGUGUUGUAGAAGUGUAACCAUAGCAACUAGACUGUAAAAAAAGUAGUUGAUAUCUUGAGUUUAAAAGUCAAAUUCAAAUAUUAUAAUAAUCAUUACAAUAUCUUUGCGACAAAGUAAUCAUUCAUAAAGAAUUAAAACCGUUGUUAAGGCGACAAGCCAGAAUAUUUAAAAUUUUUACCUGAAUUUGUUCUGCUAAUAUUUUCCUUUAUUUUGUAUUCUUUGUUUCAUUUUGUUUUUUGUUUGUUUAUUAGGGGGUUUGAUUUUUUUAUGGUAGCUCAACUAAGCUGAUAGCUGAAGUGAGAUUCUCUGAUCACUUUUUGUCCGGCGUCUAUCGAUAUGUCCCCCGUCCGUCUGCAGUAUUUGUUAGCCUCUUUUAAUAAUUCAUUUGUAAAGGGGAUUUAAUAGAAUUUAAAAAGAAGGCAAUGUCUUUCUACAAGGGAAAGAUAAUGAAGAAUUGUUGAAAAUGUUUGACAUUUGUAAAUAAUCUUACCAGAAACCAUUUUCCGUAAAAGGCUGACACUUGUGUGAAUCCAUCAUCAGGCAGUGCAGAUUCACAUUCACAUGAUCCCUGGGAGUAGAUUUGGGUUACUAUAUGGGUAAAAUUUUAACAUAGAAAAAAAUCUAAAAACUUCACAAGAACAACAAUGGUAUGAAUUAUGAUAUUACAUACAUCCCAGCAUCCUGACGUUGUUGAUUUUCAAUUGUUGAAACUGUGACAUUCGGACAAUUCUUUGGUUCGAGACGGGAUUUAAAGUUUAAUAUAAAUAUAUACAAAUAAGUGUGCAAAGUUUCUUUAGUUGCAGUACUUCUAUAUAUGUUGCAUGUAUAUGUAAUUAUCCUAAACAGGAAUUGACUGCUAAUUUUGUUGCUGAGAAUAUCGGUGCUGACCGUAAUGUUAAAUAGUACAAUUUGUCAUGUAAAUUUUAUUAAUUUCAUAUGAAAUUAAGAAAAUGGAGGCUUUUGAUAGGUGGUACCAAUUCUCGAAUAGAGACUUUCUUACCAUGUUUUAUGCACAUUCUUUAUAUUUGCAUUUGCCGUUUACAUGUUAAAAUGACAUAUUUAGAUAAUCGAUAUAUAGUUUUCAUUCGAUUAUUUUUAUUCAAUAAUUUGAUUUACGUUUCAUAUUUUUUAGUAAAUUGGGCAAUGAAUAAUGCAGAAAAUAUGUUUACAUGAUGCACACGUAGUACAAAGGUAUAUUUGUAUCAGAAAUGUCUAGCAUUUCAAGCAUUUCAUCCCCCCCCCCUCCCAACUUCCACGCAAAAUAUGUGUGAGCGGGAUACUUUGAAAUUUAAAACUCACUAAGUGAGUUAUUGACUUUUAUAUUUUCCUCUUUUUUUAUUUAAUUUUUGGUGAAUAAAAGGUGUUAUCUUAGGUAGUUAAACUAAGGUUAAUCACAAAAGUAUUUUCAGUAUUGUUAAAAUGUAAAUACCAAAAUAUGAUGAAAGCUCCAACUAUGUUUUAGAGUCGUCAAAAGUCCCUAAUUUUUUUUUAAAUAUUAGAUAAUGUAUUUAUCAUACAACCGAUGCAAAACACUGACUCCAGAUUAAAUAUAUUUUAUUUCGUAGGCUACAUACACCUACUCUUUAUUAACAUCAAAUUUAUAUGAAGCCUCGUUCAAUAUACUAAAGACACAUGUAAGUGUACUUGGGUAGUUUAUGUUGAGUCCAUCACACGUCUGACACAUACAUCUGUACCUUGGAUCUGAUAACUUUGGUGAAACAUUUACAAAUAAACGUGCAUGCACUUAUGAUCUGCAUGUACCCGUUCACUUAAAUAAUUCGGGAAAAAAACUAACUUCGGAAACAAAUUGUGUAAAAAUAAAAAUUAGACUUGGAAUUAAUCAUUUUUUCUCCACAUUUUACAUUGACACAAAUCUUUAUAUGAAAGAAAUAAAUAUAAUUAUUCGAGUCUCUU
Molecule: messenger RNA, 2938 nt
Organism: Magallana angulata
Lineage: Eukaryota; Metazoa; Mollusca; Bivalvia; Ostreida; Ostreidae
Exons: 5
Coding region: 125-1000 (291 amino acids)
Source: RefSeq, a predicted model, not a curated record